This is a messenger RNA of Sipha flava (yellow sugarcane aphid), 902 nucleotides long. It is a transcript of the gene Fdx2, whose product is annotated as adrenodoxin. Gene Ontology annotation, biological process: positive regulation of oxidoreductase activity; P450-containing electron transport chain. Gene Ontology annotation, cellular component: mitochondrion. NCBI's taxonomy places the organism in Eukaryota, Metazoa, Arthropoda, Insecta, Hemiptera, Aphididae. The coding region runs from base 131 to 562 and encodes 143 amino acids. The transcript is spliced from 4 exons. Gene Ontology annotation, molecular function: 2 iron, 2 sulfur cluster binding. The record is from RefSeq and is a predicted model, not a curated record.
AAGUGCAUUGAUAACUUUUAUAGUUUUUCAUAGGAAACAUUUUUUUUUCUUAUACCAACGAGAAAUUAAGUAUUCCUGAUUUCUUUUUUUUGAAAAUAUCCGAUCACCUACCUAUUAAAUAGUCUUAAGGAUGUCUAUAAAACUGUUCAAAUAUAUUACCAAUAGUUGUUUAAAUAGUAGAACAGUAAUGCGAUUUAUGAGUACUACAAAUAACGAAAAACUAAUUAGAGUAAGUUUUAAUAAAGCUAAUGGUGACAAAAUCACUGCAGAAGGGAAAAAAGGAGAUUCUCUAUUGGACGUUAUUGUCAAUAAUAACCUAGAUUUUGAUGGAUUUGGGGCAUGUGAAGGUACAUUGACAUGUUCUACAUGUCAUAUUAUUUUAGAUCAAAAAGAUUAUGAUUCAUUACCUGAAAAACCAUCAGAUGAAGAAUUAGAUAUGUUAGAUUUAGCAUAUAAUUUAACUGAUACAUCUCGAUUAGGAUGUCAAAUAAUAUUAGAAGAUAAAUUAGAUGGUUUAGAAGUCAAAGUACCAGCAACAGUUAAUGAUGCUAGGUAUAAUUAAUUUAAUAUAACAUGUAUAUAACAUUUAUAUAAUAAAAUGUUAAGUUACAAAUUUUUAUUAUUAUUUCUAUUAACAUGGGUCAGAACUAAAUAGAACAAGGAAUUUACAUUUUUACCUAAAAUGAACUGUAGUUAAAUGUAUUUAAUAGGCUUAUUAAUAAUAUUUGUAAAAACAUCUCAGAAUAUUCUUUUAUCUUUAUUAUGCAAAACCAAGUUAUUUGGUUUUAAACAUAGGUUUAAGAACCUUAUAUCUCAGUUGUGUCCAUUUAUUUCAUUACCAAUACAUAGUUAUGAUAGUAAAUUGAAAUUAUAAAUUAAAAUAUAAAAUUAUCAAAAUAUAA